AUGUCGAACCAAUUCAGUACGACACUUAACAUUCCUUUUGUUAAGGAUGCAGUCGUAGCUUCCCAGAUCAUCAAGGCCAGUGUUGCCGCCGCAGUGUUUCAUCCUGCCGUCUCAUCCGUUCUAGACGAUGAAGCUCCCAAGGUUUCUUUACAUAUUGCUCCUGAGAGAUUCCUUACUGAGCCUAAUGCCAUUGCUAGAUACUUGUUUUCGCUCUCCGAUUCCACCACCGAUAUCGAAACCAACCUCAUUGCCUUUGACGAAUCUAAGAUCUACUCACUCUUGAUCUCUACUGCUAAGGAUGCUGAUGCAGCUCAAUUCCCUGUCCCCAAAAAAGCUGAAACCACUCUCGGUCAAAUCAUCUACUUUGGUGGUGUCUUUGGCCUAGUUCACAAGUACUCCGAUAAACUCCUUGAGUCUAACACUGACCUCAAGGCUUGGUACGCUGAAUUUUCCAAGAUCCCCGCUGUUGCCGCUGCUAUUAACACUGUGGCUUCCCGCACCGCCAAGAAGGCACUCCCUCCUCCUCCCGAGCACACUGGAAGAGUCAACAUCAACCCCAAGGCUGAAUACAAGAAGCUCGAAGGUAAGAUCCUCCCCAAGGAUGGCCAGCGAAAUAUUCUCAUCACCUCUGCUCUUCCCUAUGUCAACAACGUUCCCCACUUGGGCAACAUUGUCGGUUCCGUCUUAAGUGCCGAUAUUUAUGCCAGAUAUGCCAAGCAAAGAGGUUACAACACUCUCUUCGUCUGUGGUACCGAUGAAUACGGUACUGCCACCGAGACCAAGGCUCUUGAAGAAAAAGUUACCCCUGAAGCUCUUUGCACAAAGUACCAUGCUAUUCACAAAGCCGUCUACGACUGGUUUCAGAUCGGCUUUGAUUACUUUGGCAGAACUACCACAGAAAAACAAACCGAGAUUGCUCAGCACAUUUUCCUCGAGCUUAACAAGAAUGGCUUUUUAGAAGAACAAGCCACUGAGCAGCUUUACUGUCCUGUCCAUAAUGGUUUCCUUGCUGAUAGAUUUGUUGAGGGUACCUGCCCCAAGUGCGGCUAUGAAGAUGCCCGUGGUGAUCAGUGUGAUGGCUGUGGUAAUCUUCUCAACCCCUUCGAGCUCAUCAAGCCUAGAUGCAAACUUGAUAAUGCCUCUCCUGUCCCCAAGAGCUCAAAGCACAUUUUCCUUCUGCUCGACAAGCUCCAGGACAAGGUCCAGGCUUGGGGUGAAAAGGCUCAGGUCGAGGGCAACUGGUCUCAAAACUCGCGUACCAUCACUCACUCUUGGCUUAAGCAGGGUCUUCACCCCCGUUGUAUCACCAGAGAUCUGAAAUGGGGUACUCCAGUUCCUCUUGAGGCUUACGACCAGAAGGUCCUUUACGUCUGGUUCGAUGCCUGCAUUGGCUACAUCUCCAUCACUGCUAACUAUGUUGAUGACUGGGAGGCCUGGUGGCGCCACCCUGAGUCUGUUGAGCUCUUCCAGUUCAUGGGUAAGGACAAUGUUCCCUUCCACACUGUGGUUUUCCCUGCCUCGCAGAUUGGUACUGGUGAGAAGUGGACCAUGCUCAACCACCUUUCUACAACCGAGUACCUCCAGUACGAAGGCGGCAAGUUCUCCAAGUCUAGAAACAUUGGUGUCUUUGGCAACAAUGCUCAGGAAACUGGUAUUCCUCCAUCCGUCUGGCGUUACUACCUAGCUUCUUCUCGUCCUGAAACUUCUGAUACCCAAUUCUCGUGGGACGAGUUUGUGGCUGCCAACAAUAACGAACUUCUUCCUAACCUUGGUAACUUUGUCAACAGACUGGUCAAGUUUGUCAAUGCCAAGCAGAACGGUGUUAUCCCUGAGUACGAUCCCUCGUUCGUUGACUACCCCGCCCUUAAGGCCGAUAUUGAUGCCUUGCUCAAGUCUUACAACACUUCCAUGGAGGCCACCAACCUGCGCAAGGCUCUGGAAAUUGCCAUGCAGAUUUCUUCUCGUGGUAACUUGUUCCUUCAAGAAAACAAGCUCGACAACUCUCUUCUCGCAAACAACCCAGAGAAGGCUGCUGCAGUCAUUGGUGUCGGCAUUAACAUCAUUUAUCUCUUGUCAGCCAUCUUUGCUCCUUACAUUCCCGAGACAGCAGAGGGCAUUAUCAAGCAGCUCAAUGCUCCUCCUCGCUUGAUUCCUGAUGAGUUUUCCUUGGAUAUCCUUGGAGGCCACAACAUUGGCAAGUCUGCCUACCUCUUUUCUAGAAUUGAGAGCGCCAAGGUCGAUGAAUGGCGUUCCAAGUAUGGCGGUAAGAAGGAGUAA
Magnusiomyces paraingens is the source of this 2277-nucleotide messenger RNA. RefSeq lists its product as uncharacterized. The transcript has 3 exons. The record is from RefSeq and is a predicted model, not a curated record. Gene Ontology annotation, molecular function: ATP binding; methionine-tRNA ligase activity. Lineage: Eukaryota; Fungi; Ascomycota; Dipodascomycetes; Dipodascales; Dipodascaceae. Gene Ontology annotation, biological process: methionyl-tRNA aminoacylation. Gene Ontology annotation, cellular component: aminoacyl-tRNA synthetase multienzyme complex; cytosol. Bases 1 to 2277 code for a protein of 758 amino acids.